GGCCGACGUCAUCAACCCGAUGGUGCAGCGGCAACGGGAGGAAAUCCGGGAAAAGUUGGCGGCCGCCAAGGAGAAACGUCUCCUCAACCAGAAAUUGGGAAAAAUUAAGACGUUGGGGGAGGACGACCCGUGGCUGGACGACGCGGCCGCUUGGAUCGAGCGGAGCCGGAAGCUGCAGCAGGAGAAGGAGCUGGCGGAGAAAAGGGCCAAGCUACUGGAGGAGAUGGACCAAGAAUUCGGUGUCAGCACGUUGGUGGAGGAAGAAUUCAUGAGGAGGAAGAGGGAUCUCUACAGCUCGCGGGACCUGCAGGGGCUGACGGUGGAGCACGACCUGGGGGCCUUCCGGGAGGGGGAGACCCUCGUCCUCACCCUCAAGGACAAGGGUGAGUGCUGGGGGGGGGGACAUGGGACACCCCGGGGAGGCUGGGGAGGGGACACGGGGCCCGUGAUGUCCCCAGGGGGCACGGAGGGG
Messenger RNA from Athene cunicularia (burrowing owl), 472 nucleotides. RefSeq names its product spliceosome associated factor 1, recruiter of U4/U6.U5 tri-snRNP (gene SART1). The transcript is spliced from 4 exons. Lineage: Eukaryota; Metazoa; Chordata; Aves; Strigiformes; Strigidae. Gene Ontology annotation, biological process: maturation of 5S rRNA; mRNA cis splicing, via spliceosome. The annotation marks the transcript as partial. The record is from RefSeq and is a predicted model, not a curated record. Gene Ontology annotation, cellular component: U4/U6 x U5 tri-snRNP complex.